Molecule: messenger RNA, 2142 nt
Organism: Chaetomium globosum CBS 148.51
Lineage: Eukaryota; Fungi; Ascomycota; Sordariomycetes; Sordariales; Chaetomiaceae
Exons: 1
Coding region: 1-2142 (713 amino acids)
Molecular function (GO): acyltransferase activity, transferring groups other than amino-acyl groups
Source: RefSeq, a predicted model, not a curated record
AUGUCGGCUAUCCUUGAUGGUUCGGCCAUGCCGCCGCCUAUCUUGCCCCGCCAUGUAACACUCCGUGAUCGCCAAACUGUUGCAACUGUUGUCCCGUUUGCUUCUCAGCAUCAAGUCCCCGGAUCUCUGCUCCGCUAUCUCAGUGACCAAUUCAACAAGGAGAUCGACGGCGGAGAUACCUACCCGAUGCUGGAGCCAAUGGCCGUCGACACCUUCUCCGCAUAUUGGUUCCAAAAAUUUGGCGGCGUCAUGCUCCUCGGCCACAUCGAGAGCGCUGCCGAGGUCGUCGAGGGCACGGACUGGUCGAAGGAGUGUCUCGGCACCUUCUACAUCAAACCGAACUACCCUGGCCGCAGCAGCCACAUUUGCAACGCAGGUUUCGUUGUCACCGACGCCGCCCGUAACCGGGGUGUGGGCCGGCUGAUGGGUGAAACCUAUUUGGAAUGGGCGCCGAAACUCGGGUACAAGUACUCGGUCUUCAACCUCGUAUACGAGACAAAUGUUGCAUCGUGCAAGAUCUGGGACGCCCUGGGCUUCAAGCGUAUCGGCCGCGUCAAAGGUGCCGGGAACCUUAAGAGCUACCCGGACCGGCUGGUGGACGCCAUCAUCUACGGACGGGACCUGGGCGACACGGCGGGCGGCGCGGGCAACGAGGAACUUGUGAGUGAAGAGCGUUUCGACAAGAUCAAGUUCUACCUCAAAUACGGCCGCUAUCCCAACGGCGCUGACCGAGCCGAGAAAAGCAGGCUGCGUAGCGCUGCUACCCACUACAAGCUCCUGGAAGGCGACGUUCUGAUGCUCAAGGACAAGGAGGUCAUCUCGGACCCCCAGCGUCAGUACGAAAUCGCACGGAGCGUGCACAACCAGGCCCAUGGCGGCAUCAACAAGACGACGGCUACCAUUGCCGAACGGUACCACUGGAGUCGCAUCAAGGAAACCGUUUCAGAUGUAAUUAGGAACUGUUCAGAAUGCAAAGACUCGAACAAGGCCUCGUCCUCCCAAGGACAACAGCCCAUUGUGGGCCCCCCUCUCAACAACUUAAAGCGCCCCAACCUUGGUAGCCCGUCGCCGACGGCUUGUAAGCGUGCCUCGCCAGGUCCCUCGGGAUCAGCGGCUGGUAUGCAGUUCACUGGGGUCCGGUCGCCAAUGGCUGAUCCAACCCACCUCUCUCCGUUCACCUUCUCAUCCCACCUUCAGUUCGCUGAUCCCAGCGCCAUCUCAAUCCUCCCUCCACACCCCCUCCCACCGCCAACCGAUAAUGUCAUGGCCGGCCACGGGACCAUCGGCCGGGACACCCACAACCCGAUGCUCCAGCCGCUCCAUCCCGAUCACCACACACAACCCGCCCACCCGGUAUCGCUCCGGGGCCUUGCUGCAGACCCACACUCGCAUGCCGUUUCGGAUUACCAGCCGAUCGACCCGCAGAUAAUAGCGCAGUCCUCCUCAGCAAGCGACCUGCACCACCACGCCCAUCACCAUCACCACACACACGACCACUACCCCUUUUCGCCCCCGUCGCCCCCAACUCAUCACACCUCGGCACAUCACCACGACCCAGACACCGACCUAGACGCAGAUGCCGCCGACGUCGAGACCUUCCAAGCACUUAUUAACGCCGCCGUCACCGACGAUGACGAUGACGGCCAGGAGGAUGGCGAAGAUAACAACAACCGUAACAACAACGACAACAGCAGCAACCACAACGAAAGCAACAACCUAACACCAACAUCCCGCCGCACCACCACCACCACCACAACAACAGAACAAGAAGACAACCUAACCAUCGGCCCCCCAAAACCCGGCCAUCCGCACCCCCUCACCAACCACCCACCCCACGACCCCAGCAGCAGCAGCAACAACAGCAGCGGCAGCCACCGCAAGACACAAGAGCAAGAGCAAGAAGAGCGCGAUCAGCAGGCGGCAGUGGACCGCGACCUAGAGAUGCUGAUCGAGUCGCCAGCCGACGAUGACGGGGACGUGGACGUGGAUCUGGAUGGGAAUGGAGCCGCUGGAGGCGACGACGGGGACGAGCCGAUGGUCAUGGCCAUGGCCAUGUCUAUGCCGGGGGAGGGGGAGGGGGACGGGCAUGGGCAGGGGGACGGGCACGGUUUGGAUGGGCCUGGUGCGAGAGGGGGGGCAUGA